Molecule: messenger RNA, 894 nt
Organism: Geosmithia morbida
Lineage: Eukaryota; Fungi; Ascomycota; Sordariomycetes; Hypocreales; Bionectriaceae
Product: Ribulose-5-phosphate 4-epimerase/Fuculose-1-phosphate aldolase
Exons: 1
Coding region: 1-894 (297 amino acids)
Cellular component (GO): cytoskeleton
Molecular function (GO): actin filament binding
Source: RefSeq, a predicted model, not a curated record
AUGGCGCCCCACGAAGUCGUCGACGAGGUCGGUACCAAGGCCGACGACAAGGUCGGCAACGCCCCGAAGGAGAGCAGGCGUAACCUGACAGCCCUGGAGGCUAUCUCCCAGGGUGCCACCCUCCCUGGCAUCCCUACAUACCCAUCAUUCGACCUUCACCGCGCCAGCAUCCUCGAGCACAUGGCCGCGACCUUCCGCAUCUUUGCGCGCAACGGCUACGUCGAGGGCAUGGCAGGGCACAUCUCCGUACGGGACCCGGAGAACCCCCACACCUUCUGGACGAACCCGCUGGGCAAGGCGUGGCCGCUCCUGGAGGCGUCGGACAUGGUGCUGGUCAACUACGCGGGCGAGGCCGUCGGCGGCAACGUGAGCCGCCCGUCCAACGCGGCCGGCUUCCUGAUCCACAGCGCGCUGCACAAGGCGCGUCCCGACGUCAACGCGGCCUGCCACGCUCACUCCGUCCACGGAAAGGCCUGGUCGUCCUUUGGCCGGCCCGUCGAGAUGCUCAACCAGGACGCCUGCGUGUUCUACGGCGCCGCGCAGGCCGUCUACACCGAAUUCGGCGGCGUCGUCUUCAGAGAGGAGGAGGGCAAGAGGCUGGCUGCCGCGCUGGGGCCCGAGGGAAAGGUGCUCACCCUCACGAACCACGGCAUCCUCACCGUGGGGGAGACGGUCGACGAGGCCGCCUACCUCUUCACCCUCAUGGAGAGGAGCUGCCAGGUCCAGCUCCUCGCCGAGGCUGCGGCCGCCAACGGCAUCCCCAAGAGGUACAUUGACGAUGCCACGGCAAAGUAUACGUUCGAGAUGACGUCGACACCCGAGAGCCUGUAUUGCGAGUUCCAGCCGCAGCUCGAGGUGGACAAGGCCAUGAUGGCGAGGGGGCAAUUUUGGUAG